This is a messenger RNA of Adineta steineri, 1642 nucleotides long. The record is from the annotation of a GenBank genome assembly. NCBI's taxonomy places the organism in Eukaryota, Metazoa, Rotifera, Eurotatoria, Adinetida, Adinetidae.
AAAAAAAGAUAUAUCAAUUGAUGCAUCAUCGACUGUUAAACAAUUAAAAGAUGUAGUCGCUAAUGAAUUUAGUACAUCAAAUGAUCAGAUUUGUCUUAUAUAUUCAGGUAAAAUUCUCAAAGAUGAUGAAGAUUUAAAAAAACAUGAUAUAAAAGAUGGUGUUACGAUUCAUUUGGUUAUUCGAGCACCAAAAUCAGAUACAACACCAAAUGUAUCUACUGCUUCAGCAUCACCUGGAACUCAAGCAGAAUCUUCAACUCAUCCAUCUCAAACUCAACAAUCAAAUCCAACUAAUGCUUUUCCAUUUGGACUAGGUGGUAUGCCUGGUAUGGGUAAUUUGAAUUUUGCCAAUACAAAUUUUGCAGAUAUACAACAACAAUUUCAACAACAAAUAAUGAGUAAUCCAGCACAGCUUCGUCAAUUAAUGGAUAGUCCUGUUGUACAAAGUAUAACAAAUAAUCCUGAUAUGUUACGUUCAUUAUUACUUAGUAAUCCUCAAAUUCGUGAUUUAAUGGAACGUAAUCCUGAAAUAUCACAUUUAUUAAAUAAUCCUGAUUUACUUCGACAAACAAUGGAAUUUGCUCGUAAUCCAACAGCAUUACAAGAACUAAUGCGUAAUCAUGAUCGAGCUUUAAGCAAUCUUGAAAGCAUUCCAGGUGGUUUUAAUGCUUUACAACGUAUUUAUCAUGAUGUACAAGAACCUAUGUAUUCAGCAGCACAAGAACAAUUUGGUAACAAUCCAUUUGCACAAUUAUUUACUGGCAAUGGAGACAAUACAGCAACACGAACUGAAAAUACUGAUCCAUUACCAAAUCCUUGGGCACCACGUGGUACUGGUAGUACUACUGCACCAUCUGGUCAAGCACAACAAUCAUCAACUGAUGCAACAAAUGCGCAACAACAGCAACAACAACAAGCAACUUCAGCAAUUCCAAGUGGUGCUGCUGGUAGUUCACCCGGUUUAAUAUCUCCAAUGAUGCAAAAUUAUAUGUCACAAUUAGUUCAAAAUCCUCGUUUACUUGAAAGUGUUCUUAAUGCACCAUAUAUGCAACCAUUAAUGGAUUCACUUGCUGCUAAUCCUGAUAUAUCAAGACAAAUGGUUUCUAAUAAUCCAAUGUUUGCUAAUGAUCCUGCAUUACGUGAACAAAUGCUUAAUGCUUUACCAGCUAUGAUGGAACAAAUGAGAAAUCCUGAAGUACAAUUAUUAAUGCAAAAUCGAGAAGCACUUGAAGCAAUUACACAAGUACAAGAAGGACUUCAACGAUUGCAUACUGCAGCACCCAAUUUAUUUCAAGCUGGUGGUUUACCAGCAGGUCUUCGUAUUGGUUCAACUGGUUUAUCUUCACCAGCUAAUACUGGAACAUCAUUACCAUCAAAUCCUCAGCCUCGACCGUCUAAUCCAACAGCCACUGGUGCUACACCAGCAUCAAAUGAUCCUAAUAAUUAUGCAGGUGUAUUUGCUCAGAUGUUAAAUAUGAUGUCAAAUCAAAAUAUUAAUACACCACCAGAUCAACGUUAUGCUGUUCAAUUAGAACAACUUGUUUCAAUGGGUUUUACUAAUCGUGAAGCAAAUUUACAAGCACUUACAGCAACAAUGGGAGAUGUGAAUGCGGCAGUUGAACGACUUCUUUCUCAAAUCUAA